Messenger RNA from Adineta steineri, 303 nucleotides. The record is from the annotation of a GenBank genome assembly. Lineage: Eukaryota; Metazoa; Rotifera; Eurotatoria; Adinetida; Adinetidae.
AUGAUAAAUAAUACAUUUUGUGUUCAAUUUCGUCCAAAAAUAUCAACUGAUACUUAUUUUAUACUUGUUCAAAAUUCUUCAGGUUGUUCAGCCACUGUUGGUUAUAAUGACGGUUAUUCAGGUGAUCGUUAUUUAAAUUUAAUGCAUACACCUACAUCUUCAUGUAUGCACAUAGGAACUAUUCAGCAUGAACUUAUGCAUAUCUUAGGUUUUUUUCAUGAACACUCGCAACCUGAUCGAGAUCAGUUUGUUACAAUCGAAUAUUCUAAUAUUGCUUCAGCUAUAGAGCUUCUUUUCUUAUAA